Messenger RNA from Tilletiopsis washingtonensis, 2247 nucleotides. Its product is annotated as acid protease. Gene Ontology annotation, molecular function: aspartic-type endopeptidase activity. The transcript is spliced from 4 exons. Lineage: Eukaryota; Fungi; Basidiomycota; Exobasidiomycetes; Entylomatales. The coding region runs from base 159 to 2111 and encodes 650 amino acids. Gene Ontology annotation, biological process: proteolysis. The record is from RefSeq and is a predicted model, not a curated record.
CUCACAGCCCCGCCUGCCGGCCUUGCCUCUCCUCACCCUAUACCUCCUUCGCCUGCACCUUCGCCUGCUCAUACCGCGUGCUCGCACUUGCCUGCCACACUUCUGCUGCGCUCUCACCUUGCCGAUUCCGCGCACCUCGUCGCGUCGCCCCGCCCGCCAUGCCGCGCCGCCGCGCCGACGUCGCGCUGCGCAGCGAGCCCGGCCCCUCGUCGGCACCGGCGCUCGAGCGCCGCACCAUCGCCCGCGGCGCACGCAUCGUGCUGCGCCCCGGCUUCGCCAACGGCCAGCUGCAGUAUGCCGCGCCCAUCGUGCUCGGCGACCAGAGCUUCUAUGUGCAGCUCGACACGGGCAGCAGUGACUUGUGGGUCGCCUCGACGGCGUGCAACACCGCCAGCUGCCGGCCAAAGACUGGCAAUGUGCCACGCUACAAUGCUGGAACCAGCACAGCGCAGCGCACGAACCGCGAUCUCUCCAUCACCUACCUGGCAGGCAGCGCCGCUGGCCCCAUCCUCACGACCAACACCAACUUUGGCGGCGCGAGUGUCUCGCACCAGGCCUUUGCGGCUGCGAGCGACGUGCAGUCGCAGCAGCUGGCGUCGAUGGGCGUCAGCGGCGUCCUCGGCCUGGCGUUGCCCGCCAACAGUCUGAUCCAGGAGACGCUGGAGGGCGCGGGUCCGUCGAACCGCAACAACAGCCAGACGGACCCGAGCAUGACGGGCAACAUCUUGCCGGGGCUGUGGAACAACACGAUCGCCGGAUCACGAUACUUCAGCAUCGGCUUGCAACGACUGCCGUCCGACGGCGGCAACGGCGAGUCGUCGCUGACGUUUGGCGGCGUGGACCAGGCGUACAUGUCGACGCCGGCGCAGUUCUCGUGGCAGGCCGCGACCGCAGACGGCGACGGCGUGACGCGCAAGUGGACGAGUCUGCUGACGCAGCUGCUCGUCACUGUCAACGGCACCGACGUGCCCAUCACCACGCCGGCGCUGAGCGGCGCAUUUCCUAAGGCCAUCUGGGACACGGGCGCGUCGUUCAACUACGCCACGCCCGCGAUUCUCAACGCGCUCUACGGCGCCUAUGGCAUCGGUCCGUCGAACGAUGGCAGCCGCGGCUACUACGUGCCCUGCGAUCUGCUCAUUCAGAUCACGCUUGUGAUCAAUGGCCGCUCGCUCUGGACGCACCCGCUGGACAACAACCUGCGCGGCGGGCAGGGCCCCGGCGCCAGCUCCAGCGGCUGCUUCGCCAGCUUUCAGCCGCUGCUCUCGGACAAUCCGCCGGCCGACCUGGUGCUUGGCGCGCCGUUCAUGCGCAGCGUGCCGACAGCCUACAGCUGCGACUCCAUCCUGGAGAAUCCGCCGCCGGGCGUCGCCACGACGCCGUGCGACCGGCCACAGAUCGGCGUCUUCUCGCCGUACGAGAACGACACGUCGCGCGCGGCGGCGCGCGACCAGUUCCACCAGGUGCGCGUGCUGGGCCGCAGCCUCGGCGACGACUCGAAGAUCGAGGCCGGCGUCGGCCUCAACAACACCGACGAGGCUGCUGGCCGCGGCCUCAGCUCGGGCGCACGCAUUGCCAUCGGCGUCGUGUGCGGCCUCGUGGCCAUCCUCUUCGUCAUGGCCGCCGUCGUGCUCUUCUACAAGCGGCGACGCGCCCGCAGGAACGCCCUCGCUGGAGGUCGGCCCGGCGAAAAGGAGGCGGACGACCCGUUCCUCACGGCGCCAAACGUCUCGGCCAAGGAGCGUGCGGCGCAGCGCGAGCUGCUCAUCCUCAAUGGCCGCCUGCCCGAAGAGGUCAUUGGUCCCGCCGACGACCAAGGCAACGGGCUCGCGGCGCCCACAGCCGACUGGGACACGGGCUCCAAGGGGUACUGGGAGGCGCGUGCCGUGGCCAACGACUGGAAGCGGCGCAUGAAGGACGAGGAGGACGCCGCGGCGGGCGUCACGGGCCUGGCGGGCAACCGCGGCAGCGGCUCGUCGCAUGCCUCCAACUCCAGCGCGCGCCGCCCGAGCAUCGCGCGCAUGAAGUCGGGCGAGGAGGAGUACGAGAUGUCCGACGCCGGCAGCACCGCGGCGCUGCAGGGCAUCUCGCGCCGACCCGACGACCACCUCUAGUUCCUGUGCCCCCUACUUCCACUUUCUCGCUCUCUCUCUUGCUGUACUCUUGUCUCUCUCUCUCCAUCGUUACCAUCUAUACUCUGCUGAGACGUGUACGCCCGGAAUGUGGCCAGAUUCAGCUGCCCAUCGAGCG